UAGGCAGUUUCCGCGCUGAAUAGGAAGUGUGGGCUCAUAGCAGCGAGGGGGUAUAAUACAGCAACACUAAUAACACACGUAAAAUAUACCGCGGCAGAGCCAGCCAAUGGUACACACCUAGCAAGUUUGCACCGAGUAUCGUGACCGAAGAGGAACAUGGCCGAUAAAGAAGUGUAUGACGACGCUGUGGAGGAAAGAGUCAUCAAUGAAGAGUACAAGAUUUGGAAGAAAAAUACGCCAUUCCUAUAUGACCUGGUGAUGACACAUGCCCUGGAGUGGCCCAGUCUCACUGUCCAGUGGCUUCCAGAUGUCACCAGGCCGGAGGGAAAGGAUUACGCAGUCCACAGACUGGUUCUGGGAACCCACACAUCAGAUGAGCAGAACCACCUUGUCAUUGCCAGCGUCCAGGUGCCCAACGAUGAUGCCCAGUUUGAUGCCUCACAUUACGACAGUGAGAAAGGAGCAGAGUUUGGUGGGUUUGGUUCAGUAAGUGGCAAAAUAGAGAUUGAGAUCAAGAUCAACCACGAGGGAGAGGUGAACCGAGCCCGUUAUAUGCCCCAGAGUCCUUGCAUCAUUGCGACAAAGACCCCUACAUCUGAUGUCCUGGUCUUUGACUAUACCAAACACCCGUCUAAGCCAGAUCCCAGUGGAGAAUGUAGCCCAGACUUGAGGCUAAAAGGCCACCAAAAAGAAGGUUAUGGCCUCUCCUGGAAUCCCAACCUGAGUGGCAACCUACUCAGCGCCUCUGAUGACCAUACCAUUUGUCUGUGGGACAUUGGGUCAGGCCCAAAGGAAAGGAAGAUCGUGGAUGCCAAAACCAUCUUUACUGGCCACACAGCAGUUGUAGAGGAUGUCUCCUGGCAUUUACUUCAUGAAUCCCUAUUUGGUUCUGUGGCUGAUGACCAGAAACUGAUGAUAUGGGACACUCGCUCUAACAACACAUCCAAAGCCAGCCAUGCUGUAGAUGCACACACCGCAGAGGUCAACUGUUUGAGCUUCAACCCUUACAGCGAGUUCAUUCUUGCCACUGGGUCUGCUGACAAGACUGUUGCACUGUGGGAUCUGAGGAACCUCAAACUGAAGCUCCAUUCCUUUGAAUCCCACAAAGAUGAAAUAUUUCAGGUGCAAUGGUCUCCUCACAAUGAGACAAUCCUGGCCUCCAGCGGCACUGAUCGGCGUCUGAAUGUGUGGGAUCUAAGUAAAAUCGGGGAGGAGCAGUCCGCUGAAGAUGCGGAAGAUGGCCCACCGGAGCUGCUGUUCAUCCAUGGUGGCCACACAGCCAAAAUCUCAGACUUUUCCUGGAACCCUAAUGAACCCUGGGUCAUCUGUUCAGUUUCUGAAGACAACAUCAUGCAAGUCUGGCAGAUGGCAGAGAAUAUCUACAAUGAUGAGGAGCCGGACACCCCGGCAUCAGAGUUGGAGGCCCAGGGAUCAUAAGCCACUUUGUACAGUAUCUUUUCAACCCCCCCCGUCCUGAACUCCUAACCCGUCAUUCUCCUCUCUGCCUCAUUUCCACUGCAACAUCAGUCAUUUGUAGGGUUUUUAAUUUUUCUUCAUUGCAAUAUUUUUGCAGUUAACUUGCCAUUACUGUUUUUUAUGUGCUGUUUAUCUGAAAUAGAUAUUUUUCACAUUAUAAUAAUGCAGGAGCCGACAACAAUGCUUGCUUUAAAUGAAUGCUUGUUGUUUGGUUGUAUUCAGUGAUCCAGAAGAUGAGCCACUGUUUUCCACCAUGUUCUUCACAAUACUUAAACAGUAGGCUAUGUAAUUAAAGAUAUCCUGAAAGACAGAGUUUGGGCCUACAAGCAGUGACCAGGGGCGGGGCCAUACUGCACAUUUUGGUAUCGAUGCGAUUUUAUGUAAAUGCAGGGAUGGUAUCGAUACUUUUUACUAUACAUUUUUCAAGCUCAUUGAAUUAUUUUGGGACUAUAAUUGUGCCUAUAAUUUGUUGAUGAUCAAAAUUGGAAUAAAAGAUCGGACACAUUUUAGGCAAACGAUAUUUUUAAAAUAAAUAAAAAAAAUAUUUGUGAGCAGUGUAAUAAAAAAUAAAUACAACAGUAUAAGAUAAUGCAACAAUAUCAAUUCAAUAAUACAGUUAUAAAAUUUUAUUACAAACAUUUGUUGAGCAAAAUAAAGUCAGCGGUGCAAAAUAAGUCAAUAAAAGCAAAAACUACUAUUGGGCCUCAUUCAGAUACAGUAGUUGUCUGCACAUUUGCUAGCAUAUUUGGGUAUUAACCCUUGAUUAUGUUGCGAGUGAGCAGUGAUAAUCGAAGAGAAAAGGAGUGGGUUCUGGAGCUGAAUCUAAUCUAAAAAUUACAAGUCACUUUUAUUGCAAAUGUUGAUCAGCGAUCGCAGUAUAAUGUCAAUGUCAAGCUAGCAAGAGGGUUUGGAGGUGGGAGGAGCGAGUCGUGUCCAAAAUAGACCUGUUGGCGUAUCAAUCAAGGUUUUUCGCUAUUAGCUGCUGGUCCCAGAAAAUAAACCCAGUUUGAUGGAGCUAGUCAGGAUUAGUUGUAAUAACAGGCAGUUAGCAACACAACCAAGCAUGGGAUGCAAUAAAUCAUAAUAAAUUAGAAGGGUGUGGUUCUCAGUGGACAAAGAGGAAGCAAUCUGUUGACCGAACAUAUUGUAUAUUAACAUGCUUGGAUUGACUUGCGGUGUACCACAGGGGUCAAUACCGGAACGAGAGUUUUUUUUCAUUCAUCCAUCUUCAAUGCCGCUUAUACUCAUUAGGGUCGCCGUUAUGCUGGAGCCUAUCCCGGCUGUGUUAAGGCAAGAUGCGGGGUACAUCCUGGACUGGUUGCAGAGUUGUUUGUUUUAUACAUAAAUUCAGUUUGUAAGGCCGCAGAGAAGUGAGUAAAUCAUCAUGAAGUGAAGAUACUAGUAUUAUCAGCAGAUGACAAUACUGCAUUUUAUAAUUGUUUAAAUGGAGUUCUCUGGGGGAAGACCAGUCUAAACAUUUCUUAUUGAAUCCAGGGGCUCUGUGGAAUCACCUUUAGUUUCACUUUACACCAUUUUGUGUUUUGUUGUCACCUUCGCCCCACAACCUCAACCACACCCCAUUACCAACAAAUUGCAAUAAAGAUUUUGUAACUUUUCCAAAAA
This is a messenger RNA of Doryrhamphus excisus (bluestripe pipefish), 3099 nucleotides long. Its product is annotated as histone-binding protein RBBP7. Gene Ontology annotation, molecular function: protein binding. The record is from RefSeq and is a predicted model, not a curated record. NCBI's taxonomy places the organism in Eukaryota, Metazoa, Chordata, Actinopteri, Syngnathiformes, Syngnathidae.